CCUUUAAUUGAAUUGAUGAUUUCCGCUGCUGUUCCGUUGAUAUAGGAUUUUCAUAUCUCAUAUGUUUGGAUACAAAGGAGACUGAUCCCACUGCAUGGAGGACCCUUAGAUUUCUCAGAAUCACGGGGUGGGAUUUCUGGCUUGGUGUUUGGGUUUUUCAUUUUGCUAUUCCUGGGGUUUUCGCUGUUCGCACUAGUUAUUUCAUCUUCUUCUCUUCACACUUCACAAAACUAAUCAACAAAAACAAUCUUCUCCUCACAAACCUAAGAAUCAACAAUGACGAUUCUUUUCACUCUAGUACUUUUCUCUCUUAUUCUCAGUCUCACUUUUGCCAUCCAAAAGCCUUAUGUAGUGUACUUGGGAGAACACACACAUGGGCCAGAGCCAACCUCACUUGAACUCAAUCAAGUUACAACUUCCCAUUACAAGAUUCUGAGCUUUGUCGUCGGAAGUGCUGAGAUUGCUAGGGACAAGAUUUUUUACUCAUAUACUCAUUCCAUCAAUGGUUUUGUCGCGGUCCUGGAUGAGGAGGAAGCUGUGCAGUUAGCAAAACGUUUGGAUGUGAUUUCUGUUUUCCCAAACAAGCCGAGGAAACUGCACACAACUCAUUCAUGGGAAUUUUUGAGAUUGAAAAGAGACGGGAUUAUUCCUUCGGAAGCAAUCUGGAAGAAGGCAAGGUUUGGGAAAGACACCAUCAUUGGAAACCUUGAUACCGUCCACUGCUUUGGGCGGCAUGUGUGUAUGAAUCUGACAGUCAUAGGAUCAAUGGCAAAUAGCUUUUGACCAUCCAAUGCUGCUUUCACUAUCAAGUCACCUACUGGAGUCUCGAUAUCGGUUAAACCGGAGACAUUGAUAUUCAAAAAAAUGGGUGAAGAGAAGAAAUUCGUAGUCACAUUCCACCCUAUGAGUAAAGUAGAGUCUAGAGAUUUUGUAUUUGGACAGUUGGUUUGGUCUGACUCCGACGGGAAACAUAAAGUUAUGAGUCCUAUAGUUAUAAGGCACAAGUAGAGGUAAGACAUAUUGAUAGGGCUCGAAACUUUCAUGAUCUAUGUAAGGAUUUGAGCUUUUAAUUUUCUUAAUAAAAGUGUUAGACUUGU
Messenger RNA from Rubroshorea leprosula, 1097 nucleotides. NCBI's taxonomy places the organism in Eukaryota, Viridiplantae, Streptophyta, Magnoliopsida, Malvales, Dipterocarpaceae. The record is from the annotation of a GenBank genome assembly.